This is a messenger RNA of Anarrhichthys ocellatus (wolf-eel), 1125 nucleotides long. Its product is annotated as adenylate kinase isoenzyme 5-like. Gene Ontology annotation, molecular function: nucleobase-containing compound kinase activity; ATP binding. The record is from RefSeq and is a predicted model, not a curated record. The annotation marks the transcript as partial. The transcript has 6 exons. Lineage: Eukaryota; Metazoa; Chordata; Actinopteri; Perciformes; Anarhichadidae. Gene Ontology annotation, biological process: nucleobase-containing compound metabolic process.
AUGAUAACGGAGACAACUGAGCGCCAGGCCACCAAAAACAGCAUCUCUACCCCUUAUAACAAAGUCUGUUCCACUGAAAACAUCUGUUCCUCCUAUAACAUCCACAAUACCCCAAACUACACCAUCAAUACCCCCCAAAACCACACCCAUGCCCUCAUUAACAUCCACAACACCCCAAACAACACCAUCAAUAGCCCCCAAAACCACACCCAUACCCUCAUUAACAUCCACAAUACCCCAAACUACACCAUCAAUACCCCCCAAAACCACACCCAUACCCUCAUUAACAUCCACAACACCCCCAACUACACCAUCAAUACCCCCCAAAACCACACCCAUACCCUCAUUAACAUCCACAAUACCCCCAACUACACCAUCAAUACCCCCCAAAACAACACCCAUACCCUCAUUAACAUCCCCAAUACCCCCAACUACACCAUCAAUAUCUCUUAUAACACUAUCAAUACCACUAACACCUCCAAUAUUUUCUAUAAGAACAUCACUCCCACUCCUGGUCCUCCUCCUCCGGUACGUUCUCAGCUCUCCAUCGACUCGGACUCUGAGAUGACGGAAAGCUCUGGACUCCUGCAGGAAGUCAGCAUCCUGCCUCCUCAGAGGCCACGCCCCCUAAUCAUCUUCAUCAUCGGUGGUCCAGGAAGUGGGAAGGGAAGUCAGGCAGCGAGGCUAGCUCAUUGCUUCAGCUUCAGAGUCAUCUCAUUGGACGAGCUGCUGAGGAGGCAGCUGCUAAGCCACGCCUCCCCCAGCAGGAAGUGGGAGGUUAUUUCACAAAUGAUGGGUCAUGGAGAGCUGGGACCACAGGAUGAAACCAUGUCUGAGCUGAGGCGUCAGCUGAUUGGUCAGCAGGAGGCCAGAGGGUUCAUCACUGACGGAUUCGCUCAAGAUGUCCACCAGGCUCUCAGCUUCCAGGAACAGAUUGGCUCUCUUGACCUGGUGAUACUGCUGCUCUGCUCCAAUGAGACUCUGCGCUGUCGUCUGCAGCAACGAGCCACUCAACUCGGUCUCCUAGGAGACAAUAGCCACGCCCUGCGGAGACGCCUGGAGAUAUUUCAGAGAGACAUCGUCUCCAUCAACAGAUACCACAGACAGCUACACCUGCUGACACAG